AUGCCUAUUCUCUCCAGAGGCAGUGACCAAGACUAUAGCAACAUUAGCUACAACUCCUGCAAUUCCUUGAGCCACUUGUUUCCCAUCUGCGUGGAAACCCCUUCUGUCAAGGGGGUCCAUUACCAGAGGGCCAGGAGGAUUUACCACCCUGACCAAGUGUCUGCAGUCGAUCUGAAGACAGAGAUCAUGAUCAACGUUGGGGGCAUCAAGUACCUGCUGCCUUGGAGUACUUUGGACGAGUUUCCCCUGACCAGACUGAGCAAACUGAAGCUUUGCAGCAGCUAUGAGGAAAUCAUCCAGCUGUGCGACGAUUACGACGAGGACACCCACGAGUUCUUCUUUGACAGGAACCCCAACGCUUUCGGGAUGAUCGUCAGCUUCCUCGCAGCAGGGAAGCUGAUGCUCUUGAGAGACAUGUGUGCCUUGUCUUUCCAGGAGGAGCUGAGGUACUGGGGCAUUGAGGAGUCCAACCUGGAGAACUGCUGCUUUCGGAAACUCUUCCAGAAGCUGCAGGAGCUGGCCGAGAUCCGCAAAGAAGAGGAGCUCCGGAGGAGCAAGGAGGCUUCGUGCGUCUUGGAUGAGAAAACCAGAUUUGGGCAGUUCAUGAACAGACUCAGAGACAUGGUGGAAAAUCCCCAGUCAGGACUGCCAGGCAAAGUCUUUGCUUGUCUCUCCAUCCUCUUUGUGGCCACCACAGCUGUCAGCCUUUGUGUGAGCACAAUGCCAGACUUAAGAGCUGAAGAAGACAGGGGUGAGUGUUCCCAGAAGUGCUAUUACAUCUUCGUCAUCGAGACCAUCUGCGUGGCUUGGUUCUCCCUGGAGUUCUGCCUCCGCUUCAUCCAGGCCAGGAGCAAGUGUCAGUUCUUCAAAGGACCCCUGAACAUCAUCGACUUCUUGGCCAUUUCCCCUUACUACGCCUCCCUCAUCUUCUCCGAGGACGACUCCAGCGAGGAGGAGGACAGGCCGAGCAGCAACACGUACCUGGAGAAGGUGGGCUUGGUGCUACGGGUUUUACGUGCCUUGAGGAUCCUGUACGUCAUGCGCCUUGCCCGCCACUCGCUGGGCCUGCAGACCCUGGGCCUCACCGUGCGCAAGUGCACGCGGGAGUUCGGGCUGCUGCUGCUCUUCCUGUGCGUGGCCGUCACCCUCUUCUCCCCCCUGGUGUACCUGGCUGAGAACGAGUCGGGCAGAGUGCUGGAAUUCACCAGCAUCCCCGCCUCCUACUGGUGGGCCAUCAUCUCCAUGACCACCGUGGGCUACGGGGACAUGGUGCCGCGGAGCGUGCCGGGCCAGAUGGUGGCUCUGAGCAGCAUCCUCAGCGGGAUCCUCAUCAUGUCCUUCCCCGCCACCUCGAUAUUCCACACCUUCUCCCACUCCUACUCCGAGCUGCGCAAGGAGCACGAGCGGAUGCAGUCGCGGCUGAGCCGAGCCAAGAGCGCCAACCACGCCGGGGAAAGCGACACCUUCAACGAGACGGACAGCCUGAUCCUGGAGGGGCAGGCCUCCCCCAUCAAAUACAUCUACACGGGGAACUGA
This is a messenger RNA of Agelaius phoeniceus (red-winged blackbird), 1536 nucleotides long. It is a transcript of the gene KCNG4, whose product is annotated as potassium voltage-gated channel modifier subfamily G member 4. The record is from RefSeq and is a predicted model, not a curated record. Gene Ontology annotation, cellular component: voltage-gated potassium channel complex; membrane. Lineage: Eukaryota; Metazoa; Chordata; Aves; Passeriformes; Icteridae. Gene Ontology annotation, molecular function: delayed rectifier potassium channel activity. Gene Ontology annotation, biological process: potassium ion transmembrane transport; protein homooligomerization; action potential.